Molecule: messenger RNA, 1389 nt
Organism: Sporisorium graminicola
Lineage: Eukaryota; Fungi; Basidiomycota; Ustilaginomycetes; Ustilaginales; Ustilaginaceae
Exons: 1
Coding region: 1-1389 (462 amino acids)
Biological process (GO): phospholipid transport; mitochondrion organization
Cellular component (GO): ERMES complex
Molecular function (GO): lipid binding
Source: RefSeq, a predicted model, not a curated record
AUGUCGCUCGACCUGGAUUGGAGUCUUUUGGACGAGCAACUCUCCGAUCGAUUUCUCGAGACCAUCAAUCGCGCCCUCGACAACUCCUCCACCAAACGACCAUCAUUCCUGGGUGAUAUCCGCUUCGAAAACCUCCAGUUCGGCUCGGAUCCACCGGACGUAGCCAUACGGUCGAUUACAGAUAUCUGGCCCGACUUUGUUUCGAUUGACGACCCGCCCGUGCGUCGGCGUGGAGCACGACAGGCAACACCGGCAAGCAAUGCGACGACGCUGGUCGAGUCGCCCACCGAGACGUUUGCGCCUCAACUUCAAGCGGAGCUGCCGUUGAGAACGUAUACGCAAUUUGACGAUGCGGCACCGCCGAAUCGGAUCCACGGCCCGCCGAGCGUUGUUUCGGCGAGCGUAGCGGGGAGUAUGCCUGCGACACCGGCUGCAGGACUGGGAGGUACCGGAGGGUACUAUCAGCAGUGGUCGGCAGCUCUCGCGUCGAGAGGGAUUCGAGCGGCAGGGCUAGGAGGAGCAACGCCUUCGUUGCCGCAAGCACAAGUGACGAGCCCGGUCGACUCGGUACCUCCCUCUCCUGGUUACUUCCAACUGUGGCAGCACCACCAGCAGCAGCAUCCGCUUGCAGGACCUGCGUCCGGGUACCUAGCAAAUGCUUCGAGACAGACGAGCUUCGACGCCUCGUCCUUCCGUGGCGGUGGUGGCCCAGGCCCUCAAAGCAGCGUCAGCCAGAUCGGUGUCAAACGCGACAGCAACAGCUUACACCCGCCUUAUGGCUUCAACGGUCGAUCUGCAUUCCGUGGUACACCAGCAGCAUCCUCGCGCUCGCCUUCGGGCCAGAUCUCGCCGGGCGAGGAACGCGAAGUCGCACCACCCUCGCCUUCGUCGUCGUCCUCGCAACUGCCCUCGUUGCAGAUGCGACUCUCGCUCGUCUGGCCAACGACGACGUUCCGACUGACCAUCACCACGAGCUUGCUGAUCAACUAUCCGAGCCCAGCAUUCAUGUCGCUGCCACUGACGCUUUCGGUGACAGGAUUCGUCAUGCGGGCCGGCCUCAUCGUUGCACUGGAGGGUGAGCAUCAGCGUGCACAUGUCUGCCUUGUGGAGGAAGAGGACGACGAAGAAGAUGCUCAGCAAGAGUCGACCGCAGCACCGGCAGGAGUGGCAGGCACAGGAGGGAAGAACAUCAACAGUCCAGGAAUGAACAUCCUGCCUCAAGUGACAUUCGAAAGCGAAGUGGGCGAGCACGAAAAGCAUGUUUUGAAGAACGUCGGCAAGGUCGAGAAGUUCAUCACCGAGGUGAUACGCAAAGGGUUGCAGGAUGAGCUGGUGUAUCCGAACUACUAUACGAUUGACCUGCCUAACUCGAAAGGGAGGAGCGCCUAA